UUUAAGUUCAAAGCCGCCAAAUAUGACGUGUUGCGCUUUUCGAACCGUAUACUCCGGCGGAAAGCAACCCUGCCGAACACUGCCGUUAACUUCGGUUUCCUUCGAUAGCAUUUCUUGGAUCUUUUGGUUGGAGGUCAAAACAGUCAAAAUAAAUCGUAGAGUGCCGCGUUUCAUCGGUGCGAUAGCCCCUCGUGCCCGCAGAUCGGAGAGGCCCGACAGCCCCGUGGUCAUGUUGUCGAUCGUGCGGCUCAGCGUGUGCGCCCAUGCGCUGCCCAAGGCGUCGGCUGGCAGACUGCUUCCCCUGGCGAGGUGCACCAUUCAGCUGCAGCAGUCGGCUGGCAUCAAGAACAGGCACAUUAGGGAGCCCGUCGAGAAGCCGAAGCCCUUCCCGUACGCCACCAAGAGGUUCUUUUGGUACCACGACCUCAUCGACAAGGUCGAGUCGCGCUUCGACGAAAACACGAAGGUCAUCGUGUUGGAAGGCAACAUCGGUGUCGGUAAGACUGCGCUCGCCAAGUCGCUCGCCGACGAGCUGGGGAUGAAGUAUUUCGGCGAACCCUCAUUCGAUCAACUGUACGUGGACGAGUACGGGUUUGACCUGCGGAGCAUCGACCAUUUGGCCCCGGAAGCGUGCCGCACCUGCGACAUUAAGAAGUUCUACGAAGACCCGCACAACGUUAACGUGGCCAGCAUGCAAAUGAUAAUGUUCCAGCUGCGCUUUGAGAGGUACCUCGACGCUUUAGUUCACCUUCUGAACACCGGGGAAGGAGUUGUCCUAGAGCGCAGUCCGUUCUCCGACUUCGUGUUUGCAGAAACAAUGCACAAGUUUGGCUACAUCUCCAAGCUGGCCUUGAAGGCUUACAAUUUGAUGAAGGAAGCGGGGCUUCCGGAAUUGCUUCGCCCCCACUUGGUCAUCUACCUCGAUGCUCCCUCCAACGUGCUUCUUCAAAGGAUCAAAGAAAGGAAUAUUCCCUACGAAGUCCAGAGCAAGGUUUUGACCAAGGAGUACCUGGACGAGAUUGACAGGCUUUACAAGCAAAGCUACCUGCGUUCCAUACGGGACAACAGUGAGCUGCUUCUCUAUGACUGGACCACCAUUGGGGAGUUCGAACUGGUGGUAGACGACAUUGAGCGAAUCAACUUUGAAGCUCUUAUGGAUGACCCUUACGGCCCCAUGCUGAAGGACUGGAAGAAGAGGGAAGAUGACUGGAGCCAGUACCGAUACGACCUCACCGCAAACAAGCACACCGUCAUGUGCACAUGUCUUGUACCUUACUUCGAUGCCCCCGAGCUGCUGGUCUCCGGAGAAGAUCAGGAGACCUACCACCUUCUCCUCAAAAAGUUCAAGCGGCAAGUGUACGCAAAGGGCUACAAUAAGCACCUGGGCGACAAGCUGCCACUCUUCAAGACUUCCCUCAAUUACUGGGACAGCCUGAAGCUUUCUUUUAAGGAUUUUUAGAGACCUCCUGGUGGUGUCUGCACAGUGCUGGGAGAGUCUGCCUAGAUGUAUUUAAAGUGCAAUUAAAGCUUGCACUACGA
Ixodes scapularis (black-legged tick) is the source of this 1539-nucleotide messenger RNA. It is a transcript of the gene ND-42, whose product is annotated as NADH dehydrogenase [ubiquinone] 1 alpha subcomplex subunit 10, mitochondrial. Gene Ontology annotation, cellular component: cytoplasm. The transcript is spliced from 8 exons. NCBI's taxonomy places the organism in Eukaryota, Metazoa, Arthropoda, Arachnida, Ixodida, Ixodidae. Bases 23 to 1459 code for a protein of 478 amino acids. The record is from RefSeq and is a predicted model, not a curated record. Gene Ontology annotation, biological process: mitochondrial electron transport, NADH to ubiquinone.